Molecule: messenger RNA, 2390 nt
Organism: Danio aesculapii
Lineage: Eukaryota; Metazoa; Chordata; Actinopteri; Cypriniformes; Danionidae
Product: caspase-6-like
Exons: 8
Coding region: 102-998 (298 amino acids)
Biological process (GO): proteolysis; apoptotic process
Cellular component (GO): cytoplasm
Source: RefSeq, a predicted model, not a curated record
AGGUUUACUGUUGCACUUGGUGACUAGUCAGGUCUGUGAUUGUUGAAGUUGGUUUGUCGCUAAAUUUCUUUUUAAUUUCGCUUACAUUCACAAAAAUAACGAUGGCAAGUCACGCUAAGAGCGACGGAUCCGCUACUGUGGAGAAGGACAGCGCUUCAGCAGGACAGACAGUUGAAGAGAACCUGACAGAGACUGAUGGCUUUAAUCAAAGUAUAUUUAGUAUGGAUCCUAAUCUGGAGUAUGAUAUGAACCACAAGAGACGGGGAAUGGCUCUCAUAUUUAAUCAUGAAAAUUUCUUUUGGAAACUGGGAUUGGGCUACCGUUCUGGAACAAAUGCAGACAAGGAGAACCUUAUUAGAAGAUUUCGAGAGCUGAAUUUCGAAGUGAAGGCUUUUGAUGAUUACAAACGGGAUGAAGUUUUGUCCAAAAUCACAGCGGCCGCUGCUGCUGACCAUGUAGAUGCAGACUGCUUUGUUUGCGUCUUUUUAAGUCAUGGGGAAAAUGGCCAUGUUUAUGCCAAUGAUGGGCAGAUCGAUAUACCUGAAAUCACCGAUUUGUUCAAGGGGGAUAAAUGUCGUAGUCUUGUGGGAAAACCCAAGAUCUUCAUCUGGCAGGCUUGUCGCGGUGACAAACAUGAUGAUCCUGUGACUCCAAUGGACGUGGUGGACAGUCAGUUGACAAAUGACAUGGUGGUGGAUGCAGGAGUGCUUUACACUCUUCCAGCAGGAGCAGAUUAUAUUAUGUGCUACUCUGUUGCUGAAGGAUAUUACUCUCACCGUGAGACUGUGAAUGGCUCAUGGUACAUUCAGGAUUUGUGUGAAAUCUUGAGGCGUUAUGGUUCAGAACUGGAGUUCGCUGAGAUCCUGAUGCUUGUUAACAGGAAAGUUUCCUUACGCAGUGUGUUGAUGUGCAAGGAUCGCUCAGCUGUUGGCAAAAAACAGGUGCCUUGCUUCGCAUCUAUGCUCACUAAGAAGCUGUUUUUCAGGCCCAAAAAGUAAUAUUAGUGUUUAGGCCUAUUACUGGUACAAAAUCAGGGAUUAUGCAAAUUUCUUAGAUUUAUUUAGUUAUCUUAGUAAAUAUUUAUAUAUACAUAAAUACAAUUAUAAAGAGAGAGAAGAUUAAGAGACUAAUCCUAGUUUCUCUGGAUUGACAAUUUAUAGUGUUUUUUUUUUCAGUAAAACGUAUAUUUUUUUUUUUAAAUUUUGAGCACUACUGAAGACAUUUCUUCCAAAACUUAAAUAAAAAUGUUGUCAUUUAUAGUGUUUUGUAUUGCAUAAAAUAACAAAGAUCCCAUAUCUUCUGACAUGCUUAAAUUCAUCCGCACACAACACAUUAUCAAGGUUUUAAUUUAAGAAAUCAAUAUUUCAUGUUCUAAACCUGUUUUUCAGAAACCUGUUUGUAUUUUAAAGGGAACCUGUUUUACCCCUUUUUCAAGAUUUAAGAUAAGUCGUUGGUGUCGUCAGAAUGUGUCUGUAAAGUUUCAGCUCAAAAUACUCAUCAGAUUAUUUAUUAUACCUUUCUGAAUGUUGGAAUUUUGUGGUCAGAGGACACCAGGGGUGGACUAGCCAUUUCCCGGUGGCCUGAUGGUUAAUCUGGCCUGCCACCAUGACUCUGGCCUGACGCACAAGUCAUGGGUAGAAUGACAACACCCCCCACCCGCUUUUCACUUAUUGAUCGCACCACCCCACCCCCUUUUCACUUACCGAGCCCUCCGGUCUUCAAUUUCUAGAUCGCAUCAGAUGUGGCAUGAAUGACAUUAACUUUGUCCUGGUUAAAUUCUUUCCCAGUCCGCCCCUGGAGGACACUAGCUGUUUUUCUUGCUUGUGCUUUUAAAUGAAAAUGAGCUGGUUCCCACACCCGCCAACCAUUCCCACAUGCAUGUCAGAGCCAUAGAUCUCUCUCUCAUGUCAGAUAAACAGCACAGUGACCGAUACGAAGGAACCAGAUCUCCGGUUUAUGAGGAUUACACAUAGACAGACAGACAUUUAACUUUGCACUGUUUUUGCACGACAAAUGUGACCGCAUACACAUAAUAUCCACUGCUGUAUGACCAUCCGUUAUGUUAAUGUACGAAAUAAACCUGAUUCAAGUCCACAAACUGGGAUUGAAGCAUCGUCUUUCAUAAUUGUACUGACACUAUGCGGCUGUAGUUUUCAAAUACAGGUGUUUUACUGUCUUGGUUUUAUUACAAACAUGCACUGUUUAAAAAAACGUUUUAAACUUGUAAAACUCGUUGAGGUGCAGCUGAUCACCAUCAUCAGAGUUGAAAUGGAUCUUUUUAACCUAGUUACUUUGCAAUUUCUGUCUUUUUCAUAUGAUUAUAUGUGUUACUACAUGUUAACAUGUAAAUACGUGGCUGUCAAUAAAUUUGGUGGGUGGAGACAACUGCA